AUGGGCACUGGAAUGUGGGAAUGUCCUGGUUGUUAUCCAGUUUUGACAAAGUCCCGAUUUGGAGACUGGUCCCUCUGCAGACAAACCUUAUGUCAGAUUGAUCACUCAGUAAUGGAGAGUUUUGGAGGAGAAGUGAUCACAUGGGUGAUGGGAUUAGCUCAAAAUUUACAAGUAGAAGGUGGAGUGGGCCCCUUUGGUUUGCUCAUAAUCUUCACAUACCAACGCAAACCUUUGGUCCUCUUCUGUAGCGACCAAAGCAGGUCUUCGUUGAAUCAAAAAGAUUAUGAUCUCACCACUUAUGGCACCUUUCUUGACGUCGGCCCUUCUUAUGAGAAUCUAUCGCUUAGAAGCUUGAUUGAUCACUCCGUAGUGGAGAGUUUUGGUGGAGAAGGCAGGGCGGUCAUCGCGGCCAGAGUUUACCCCACUUUGGCAAUCAACGAUGAGGCACAGCUCUAUGUUUUCAAUUAUGGUGCUGCUGAUGUCAAGAUCACAAGAUUGAGUGCUUGGAGUAUGAAGAAGGCACACAUUAAUGGAGACUGA
This is a messenger RNA of Prosopis cineraria, 540 nucleotides long. Its product is annotated as fructan 6-exohydrolase-like. Bases 1 to 540 code for a protein of 179 amino acids. NCBI's taxonomy places the organism in Eukaryota, Viridiplantae, Streptophyta, Magnoliopsida, Fabales, Fabaceae. The record is from RefSeq and is a predicted model, not a curated record. The transcript has 6 exons.